Molecule: messenger RNA, 3366 nt
Organism: Linum trigynum
Lineage: Eukaryota; Viridiplantae; Streptophyta; Magnoliopsida; Malpighiales; Linaceae
Source: the annotation of a GenBank genome assembly
AUGGCCGACCAUCAUCAUCUCCUCCUCUUCUCAUUCUUCUUUGCUUCCUUCCUUUGCCAUGGAGUUUUCGAGGUCCAAGCUUCACACUAUGUUUCGAGCUUUCACCAUGUCUCCAAAACUUCCUAUCCCACACACCAGCCUUACAGAACUGGAUACCAUUUCCAGCCUGCCAAGCAUUGGAUCAAUGCACCUAUGCUUUACAAAGGAGUGUACCACUUGUUCUACCAAUACAACCCCAAAGGAGCCAAGUGGGGGAACAUCGUAUGGGCCCACUCAACCUCCACCGACAUGAUCAACUGGUCGCCACGUGGCUACGGCGUCUACCCAUCUCAACGUUCAGACAUCAACGGAACCUGGUCCGGUUCGGCCACAUUCCUCCACGACGGCGUCCCGGCCAUCCUCUACACCGGAAUCGACCCGGACCAAAACCAGGUCCAGAACAUGGUCGUGCCCGAAAACCCACUCGACCCGUACCUCAACAAAUGGGUGAAAAAACACGAGAACCCCUUAAUGGAACCAACUCAACAGAACCGCAUCAACGCGUCGUCGUUUCGUGACCCGACCACGGCGUGGCUUGGACCGGACUCCACGUGGCGGUUGGUCGUCGGCAGCAAGCACAACGAGAAAGGGAUGGCCAUCUUGUACCGGAGCAAGGACUUCAUCAACUGGAUGGAGGCCGACCGCCCUCUUCACUCCACGGAAGGGACCGGAAUGUGGGAGUGUCCCGAUUUCUACCCGGUCCUCGAUGUCUCGGGUGGUUCUGAAGUCGGGCUGGACACCUCUGUGCUGGGCCCGAACGUGAAGCAUGUGUUGAAGGUGAGUCUAGACGACACGAAACACGACCACUACACGAUUGGGAAGUAUGACCCAUUCGCGGAUGUCUAUAAACCGGACCACGACGGGCUGGCUGACCAGGAUCUAGGGUUGCGGUACGAUUAUGGGAAGUACUACGCGUCAAAGACGUUCUUCGACUGGGGGAAGAAUCGUCGCAUCCUGCUGGGUUGGGUCAACGAGUCCUCCCCUGUGGAUGAUGAUAUUGCGAAGGGAUGGGCUGGGGUGCAUACAAUCCCCAGGAAGAUAUGGCUGGACAAAUCGGGGAAGCAAUUAGUUCAAUGGCCGAUCGAGGAAGUAGAGAAGCUUAGAGUGAGAGGUGUGAAUGUGCCAUGCCAAGAGCUGAAAUCUGGUUCGGUACAUGAAGUGACGGGCGUGACAGCAGAACAGGCGGAUGUGGAGAUCUCGUUUGGGAAACUGGACUUGAGCAAGGCAGAAAAGUUGGACCCAAGCUGGACCGACCCACAGGCCCUCUGCACCAGAAGAGGUGCAUCGGUGAGAGGGGCUUUGGGCCCAUUUGGUUUGCUGGCUUUGGGCUCGAAGUGCAUGCAAGAACACACGGCGGUUUUCUUUAGGGUUUUCAAAGGUCACGACGACAAACCUGUGGUGCUCAUGUGCAGUGACCAAAGCAAGUCAUCUCGAAACAACGAGAACGAUAAAGCAUCUUACGGGACUUUUGUGGACGUAAACCCUGCUCAUGAGAAUCUCUCCUUAAGAACCUUGAUUGAUCACUCGAUAGUGGAGAGCUUUGGUGCACAUGGGAAGAGCGUCAUUACAGCAAGAGUGUACCCACUUUUGGCGGUAGAUGGGGCAGCUCACUUGUAUGCCUUCAACAAUGGAACUCAAAGUGUUAAGUUGAUCAAGGCUUCACACCCAGUUUACAAAGGCUAUCAAAGUCUCGAGACUACUCUUCCCAAAAACCAACCCUAUAGGACUGCCUUUCACUUCCAGCCUCCUCGCAAUUGGAUCAAUGGACCAAUGGUGUACAAAGGAAUUUACCAUCUCUUCUACCAAUACAAUCCCAAGGGUGCAGUUUGGGGCAACAUUGUGUGGGCACACGCAACAUCUUCAGAUCUGGUCAACUGGGAACACCAACCGGUUGCAAUCUCCCCAAUCGAACCGAAUUUGGACGUAAGUGGUGCUUGGUCUGGUUCGGCCACGAUACUCCAGGAUGGGAAGCCGGUCAUUUUGUACACAGGGGUCAACUCACAGAACCAACAAGUCCAGAACAUAGCCUUUCCCAAAAACCUAUCCGACCCGUAUCUGAUCGAGUGGACCAAACCGCUCCAAAAACCAAUCAUGGCACCCACUAUCCAGAACCAAAUCAAUUCCAGCUCGUUCAGAGACCCUUCGACCGGAUGGGUCGGCCCCGAUAACGUAUGGAGGGUAGUUGUCGGAAGCAAAAUUCGAAGACGAGGUGUGGCGAUCAUGUACAAGAGCAGAGAUUUCGUGCACUGGACCAAAGUCAAGAAGCCAUUGCAUUCAGCUCAGGGAAAUGGAAUGUGGGAGUGCCCUGCUUUCUAUCCGGUCUCUGUUGGAAGUCGAGACAGCGUGGACACUUCGAAGAGCAGCCACGAUUUGAACGUAAAAUACGUGCUGAAAGUGAGCUUGGACGAUAUUAAACACGAUUACUACACGGUCGGAAGCUACAGCUACCAUACGGAUACCUACACACCGAACAAUGGGUCGGUCGAGAACGGAUUUUCGGGGCUCAGGUACGAUUAUGGUAAGUUCUACGCAUCGAAAUCGUUCUAUGAUGGGGAGAAGAACCGUAGGGUGUUGUGGGGUUGGGUUAACGAGUCUUCGAGCGUGGAUGACGAUGUCAAGAAGGGCUGGUCUGGAGUUAUGGCACUUCCAAGAAGAGUAUGGUUAGAUAAAUCAGGAAAGCAACUCCACAUCUGUCCAGUCCAAGAAAUCAAGAAGCUACGUAGAGAUCCUGUGACCUUGACAAACCAUGUUCUCCAACCAACAUCGUUAAUUCAAAUCAACAAUGUCACAGCGGCUCAGGCGGAUGUAGAGAUCACAUUUGACGGGUUGGACUUGAGCAAAGCAGAGAUUAUAGACCCAAGUUGGAUAAGCAAACCACAGAUGAUUUGUCAAGAAAAGGGUACAUCCGUCAGAGGGAGUUUAGGCCCAUUUGGAUUGAAGGUUUUGGCUUCAAAAGGGUUGGAAGAGUACACUUCAGUGUUCUUCAGGAUCUUCAAGAACGUCCAAACGAACCAGAAUAUGGUUCUCAUGUGCAGUGACCAAAGCAGGUCUUCUCUAGAUAACGAUGUCGAUAAAUCAAAUUACGGGACUUUUGUCGAUGUGGACCCAGCUCAAGAAAAGCUUUUAUUGAGAACCCUGAUUGACCAUUCCAUGGUAGAAAGCUUUGCAGCAGAAGGGAAAGCUAGCAUAAUAGCAAGAGCUUAUCCGCAGUUGGCGAUUCACAGAGCCGCCUAUUUGUAUGCUUUCAAUUAUGGAUCUCAAAGUGUGAGGAUAUCGAAACUAAGCGCUUGGAGUAUGAAGAGAGCUCAAAUCACUGGGAAGCUUUAG